Molecule: messenger RNA, 2305 nt
Organism: Erythranthe guttata (spotted monkey flower)
Lineage: Eukaryota; Viridiplantae; Streptophyta; Magnoliopsida; Lamiales; Phrymaceae
Source: RefSeq, a predicted model, not a curated record
CUUUCAGUGCGUAGAUAACGAUAACAAUGAAGACAUUGAAGAUGUGGUCAGAUUGAUAAUUCUACACCUUAUGUCAAUUGUCCUUUUCAAUACUUCAGCUGAAGUGGUAGCUUGGUGGAUGUUCAAGUACUGCGAUGAUAUAGAUCAAACAAAUGACUUCAACUGGGCCAGGGGGAUUACUGAUUUCUUGGUUAAACAAAUCCACACAGCAAAAAAACACGACAAAGUCCAUGGUUGCAUACCACUUGUGCUGUAUUGGAUGUGUGAGCAUGUAGCAAUCGUGCCUCCACUAGCUGAUUUUGCUUUCCCAAGAUUUUGGCGGUGGGAUAUAUCCAAGCUUGCAUCUACGCUGAGCAGCAAGGACAUGAACGAUAUCGAUCCCCAACUCGGCAACGAGAAUCUGCUGAUCCCAACAGAGCAAGAACAACAAAUCUUCGAUGAAAUUUUGGUCAUGGACAAUAUCAGCGAUGAUGCAACCAAUGAACAUAACAAUGAUAACAACAACAGGAAUCCUAGUAUUCAUUCUGACACUGCUUCAGAUUCUGACGAGGAUGUCCCAAUCAAAAACUGGUACAAAAAGCGGCAGUCGUCAGAUGAACUCAAGAUCACUACCGCGCUGAAUGAAACAAAGAGGCUAUUGGAGGUAGAAACAAAACAAAGGACAGAACAUGAGGCCCAAGUGUUGCAACUGGAAGCUGACGUAGAAGAACUUCAGAUGGAGAUAGUCAUGCUAAAAAACGACAAGCAGGUACAUGUUGAUGAAAAGGCACAUGUCGCUCUUCAACUUUCAAAACUACAUGACGAGGUCACGCUUAGCAAAUUUGAUGUGCCGUCUUUCAAUAUCUUGAGCCAAACACAGACCAACCAGAGUGAGCUUGAAGAAAAAAUCAAAGAGAAUGCAGAACUGAAAGCAACGAAGGAAUCCAUCAUCAAACGUCUUGAAGAGGUGACAAAUGCUACAACAACUCUGCACACCGAAAAACCUCUGUCGUUGACACAAGAGUUUGAAGCAGACGAUAUCUCACUGACGAACAUGCCUGAGCACACAGCAAAACAUAUUUUCUUGGAAGCUGAGAUCACCCUCCUAAAAUCUGCUGAGAAGACUCAUCUUGAGAAAAUUAGAGAAAGGGAAGAAAAGAUAGCUGAGUUGGAAGCUAAUUGUGCAGAAUAUGCAAAGGCACUUGAUGAGCACCCACCAGUUCAUCAUUCGGACAGUAACUUUGAGAUAUGUGUGGAAGAUAUCGAGGCCAAGCUAAACGACCCAAAAUCUGCAGUGGGGAAAUGUACAAGGUCAAAAACACGUGAAGCAACACCACGUAGCACCAAGAAAGCAUGUAGAGAUUUCAGAUACAAAAAUACAACCCAUUCAUCGGCAUGGGUGCGAGAGACAAGGCAAUAAUGAACACAAUGGCAGAUGAAAUAGUGCAUGGGAAGUAAGUAAACUCUAUCUAUAGUCAUAUAUCCAAUUAUCUAUAUGAAUAUUAUACUACUGCAUAAUGUCAUAUAUAGUCAUAUGACUACAUGACUACAUGUGACUAGUUCUUUAUGACUAUUGAUGUAUGUAGUCAAGAGUUGUCAUAUGACUACCCAUGAUUGCAUAAUCACAUGUCUUAUUCAUGCUUCAAAAAUGUUUAUAAAUGCAGUAGAACAGUGUGGAAGAAUCCAGAUGGUAAUAUUCAUUUUCGGAUGGCUGACAUCUUUAUCAUCCCCAGAAAGGAAGAUGUUUCGGGCGAGGUAAAAUUAUGAUACAAACUAUCUGCCCACAUUCUAUACACAAAUUUAAUAACAUUGUACAAUGACGGGUUAUAGAUACUUACUGUGAGAUAUUGGGACAUCAACAAGCUGCAGGGUUGUUUGCAGGUAGCGCCAAUGAGUCGUUUAAAGGAACCAGCAUGACGUUCAGUAGCAUGCUACUGGUACAAAGUCGAUAAUAUAUUUGCAAUUGUAUUUUUUAAAAGAAGUAUAUGUUUUCCCGUGGUAACUAAUCAUUAGUUCUAAUAGACAUCGUUGAGGCCAGCCAAAAAUAAAACAUUCCGCAUACCGGCAGAAGUUAGCAAACAUAGAUACCUCAUCUUCCCAUUACAGUUCAAUGGUAAUCCUCAAACCAGGGCUAACCACUGGACACUGUUAAUAUUGGACAUAAAUUCAAAUGAGUGGCGUUUCUACAACUCAUUACAUCCUCGUAAAGGUCUUAAGGACCCAUACCUGAUUGACGCCACCGACAUGAUACAAAACUACUGACUAUUUAUUUCCAACACCUACAUAUUUAAUAAACAAAUAUCUAGUUCAUUCAUGUACACAGAAA